Molecule: messenger RNA, 537 nt
Organism: Amorphotheca resinae ATCC 22711
Lineage: Eukaryota; Fungi; Ascomycota; Leotiomycetes; Helotiales; Amorphothecaceae
Exons: 1
Coding region: 122-439 (105 amino acids)
Source: RefSeq, a predicted model, not a curated record
AACAGUACAUAGGAUGGUUGGGAAGCGACGCUUCCGCUCAGAGAUGCUGUAGCCAGAAGUCCAGAUGGUUCUAGCUGGCAUUGUGACCAGCAAGCAUGUCAGCCAUUGAGUUAUUUGGCAAAUGCAAAAUCAGCCCAAAAUUCUAGUCCAGUUGGUAAGCCAGGUAUUAUGGCAUUGGUACGUGGAUUAUGACCGGUAUAUAUAUACACCACAAAGCGUUGAACCCUUUUUGUUUCUCCCUAGUAUCUACCUGCAGAAAACCCCGAACAUCCUGGAGCCACAUGCUGUUCGCCUCCUGCACUCCAUUCAUUCAUUUAAGGCAACCCUUUACCGCGUUGCAUCUCGGGCUUGGCCAUACCAUUCGAUUUAUAAAAUCUACGAGUACCUGACUGAUGCUCAACUCCGACUGCGAAUCUCGUUCUACUCCAUGAUUUUAUAAUUCAGAAAGAUGAACUUCUUCCUCUCCAGCGUCUCCGUAUGGAUGUCAGUAUUGCGACCAUAGCAAUGGCGCCGGUUGGGCAGCCAGCCCGACAGUUA